AUGGCUGCUCAACCGAUUCAGCAAGAAACUCGCUUUGACCUACCGGGUUUUACGCUGCCGUUGAAUUGGAAGCCUGGCACCUCGUCCCUUGAUAUCUUCCCAUGUGCAUUGGAUGCGGACCAGAUUGAUGGCGGCGGAUAUCUCUCAUUCCUCAGAACGAAGCGAGAGAUACUCAUGAUGAGAAUGAUGAAUUCCAUCACAGAUAAGCCUGACUGGAACAAAAAGAUUUACAAUACUGAAAUCACAGACAAGUGGACGAAAGAGAUCGUCGACAGCGGCGCAGAUGUAUCCCCAAAGAUGUUGGAAUGGAUCUGGGCCGAGCUCAAAUACAAGGCCGAAAGCCUCAAGGAGAAUGGCGGAAUGGUGACAGCAUUCAAUCCCGGCGUUGUCUGGUCCGAUGCCGCCAUCUCUAAGGAACUGCAGGAGGAUCUCAAGACGGCAGUACUUCCAUUGGAGCAGGUCCCAGAGGAAGAGAAAGAUUACCACCCGGGAUCUGACCAGCGGGUUGUUGAUCUGGUGCAUCCAUCUUUGUUCCCGGUGGUGUACGGUCGCACUCGUAUUUUGCGGGAUGAGAUUCUCACCCGUGAUGGCUUCUUGUCUUGGUCCGGAAAGACCGAGACAUUACCCAAGCCCGAGGAUCCAGAAGAAUUCGAUGAAGCUGAAGGAUGUCGCAUCGUUUCAUACAUCAAUAAUCUACAUCCACAGCAACACGAAGCCCUCUACCAGGUCAUUGAGAAGGUAAUUGCCAAAAUAAUCCCCUUAUGGGACGAAAGCCUGCACGAAGCGGUCAGUGAUCCGAAGGCUAGAAUUCCGUACGAGAGCGUCGAGUAUCUACCACCCACUGAUCCGGAGCCUGAUUGGGAGGAAGAUCCGGAGCGCUACGACGCAUGGCAGGCCAAACAGGAAAUAAUACAGCCUGAGCCGCAAGGAGAUUUCCAGUCAUUGAAACGGAAACAUUAUAAAUGGGGAGAGCAGCUUUCUCUACGCAACCUAUUCCGUGAAAAGGGGUUGCAAAUCAUUGUGAAGUUGGCAAAUAUCGAAUUGACGCCAGACAAGCCGCGGUAUGAGGGUGGAACAUGGCAUGUAGAGGGACAGUUGAAUGAGCAUAUCUGCGCAACGGCGAUUUACUACUACUCUACCGAAAACAUCACCGACAGUGUCCUCUCAUUCCGAACACGAGCGAAUGAGUAUUCGUUUGACGACGUCGGGUACGAGCAAGGCCGACAUGAGUUCCUACAACAAGUCUAUGGCUUCGGCCCUGAGACAAUUACCUGGAGCGACGGCCCUAUAACCCAAGAACUAGGAGACGUCUCAUGCCACGAGGGCCGUCUCCUCACUUUCCCCAACGUGCUACAACAUCGCGUUGCCCCCUUUGAACUUCUCGACAAAACCAAGCCGGGACAUCGCAAAAUCCUCGCUCUGUUUCUCGUUGAUCCACACAUCCGAAUUAUUUCUAGUGCGAAUGUGCCGCCUCAGAGGGCAGACUGGGUAACAGAGAGGGAUCAGUUGCGCGCAACUCUGCUAGAGAGGAAACUGCCCGUCGAAUUGCAGCAGAUGGUUUUGGGGGAUGUGGAUGAUUUACCAAUUACAAUGGAGGAGGCAAAACAGUACCGAGAGGAGCUGAUGGAGGAAAGAAGAGCGGUGAAGGAUGAGCAGAGUGACAUGUUUGCAAUUGGUAGCUUCAGCCUGUGUGAGCACUAG
Molecule: messenger RNA, 1701 nt
Organism: Talaromyces amestolkiae
Lineage: Eukaryota; Fungi; Ascomycota; Eurotiomycetes; Eurotiales; Trichocomaceae
Exons: 6
Coding region: 1-1701 (566 amino acids)
Source: RefSeq, a predicted model, not a curated record